UUGUAAACAAACUAAAUAUUUUCUUUACAAUUUCCAUCAUCGCGAACAUUUACAGAACUAAUAUGUAGUUUAUUUAUUAAAGUUUGUGUUAGAUAUAACGCAAAUGUCUCGCCCGCCUAUGAUUUUAGGUAAUUUAAUUACACUGACUUGUGGGGUAUGCAAACGUGGACCUACCUUAGUAAAUCUUCUGUUUUGGGUUAUUGAGGGAUUAGAAAAAGAUGCUAGGAAGUCGCCGCAAAACUUAUGCUGAAAAGGUUCCUGUGUCACCCUUGAAGAAAGUCACAUUUUAUGGACCUGUAACAAGUAGAAAAGGGGAACAGCUUCGUCAUGUAGGAAAUCAGGCUGUUUCUCCCAGGAGAACCGUAUUUUCAGUAUCACAGUCUUCACGCAGCAAACAUGACAUAGAUUUUAACUCAACAGUGCAUUUACGUCCCAAGAGUAGUGAAGAAAGACCUCAUUCUAAAACAUCUGUGUUAGGAAAACAAAUGAAAACAAGACUAAAUUGCAAUCAUACUAAACCAAAGUGUGAGGCUUGCAUUGCCAGUAAAAAGAAAGCAGCAAAGCAGAGGCAUAGGUCACUUAUAGCAGACAUUCCAAGACAAAGCCAUGUUUUACCCUCUACAAGAAGUCAUCCUAGAGGCAGCACAGAUGGUAGGAAACUCUAUGACAAAGAUGAUGGAAACAAUUCAUUAUCCAUUUUAGAUGCAACUUGGAAACCAGGGUUGGAUACUUAUGCUGGACAGCAGAAUGGAUUGGAUAAUAAUGGUACUUUUUCAGUUAACAAUGGUUUGAAAUCCAGGCAGUCCUCAGAGGAAGGGACUAGGAAGAAGGUUCAGUUUGUUGAUGGAAUUGCCAAUAAAGAAGAAAAUUUACCUAAUCAUUCAAGAAGUUACAUUGUGAAUGAUUCUGCAAGUAAACAGAGCAGUGACUGGCAUGGCCUUCAUAGGAAAGAUAAUUCAUGUAAUUUGCAAGCAGAUUCUGACACUAUAAAAAGUGACAAUAAUACUGAGCAUCGUGAAAGUGAAAGGCGGCAUGGAUAUUCAUCAAAUAAAGAUGAUGAAUAUGAUAGCACUACUACUGACCAAGAUACAAAACUUGGAGAUGGUGACACUUGUAAAAUAUGUGAUUCACUGAAGCGUCGGUGUUCAAAACAUUCAAAGAUCGAUCCCUUGUUAGGUUCUAAAAGAGACUGGCAUCCACCUGAUAGGCAACGUUCUCACUCGUUACCAAUAUCAUCUUCUAGUUCUGAAGCUGAACACUGUGUGUUGUGCCAAAGAUAUAACAAAAAGCACUACUACAUUGAUAGCUCAGGCUCCUGCAGCCUGUGUGAAGUUCCCUACAGAAAUCGACAGAUGCCUAGUUGUUUGCAUCACAAGGUACCUGAAGCUUCAGCACAAUGUUCACACCAUACACAGUUAAGGCCUCCAAUCCACAGACAGAGGUCUACUCCAGUGUUUUUCUCAGAUGGAGAGGAGGACUAUCUACUGAAGAGAAAAAUUCCUUAUGAGCCCAAAACAGAAUUAGUCAAAGACCUGAAGAAGAAACUGGAGGAUGAUUACCUUCACAGAGAAUAUUUAAGAAAGAGGAGAAAUUUCCACAGACGUUGGAGGUCUUGGGAUGCAGAAGAUCUGGAAGAUCUUCGGAACUUCCGUCAACAUAGGUGUGAAAAUCUGCAUGAAUAUAUGCCUCAGCAUAAAUGUGUUCACCGAUACCUUCAGAACAACCGAUUAUUUUUGGAGCCAGCAUUAACAGAUGAAGAUGGGAGCAGUCUAUGUAGUGAAUGUGGUGCACCAAAGCCAGAUGAUCCUAACAGAGACCCUUACCUUUACCAUAUUACUCUCGGAGGGCUGCAUAACAAAGAUAAGUAUCUCAAAGAAAAUAUAAACAUGACUUACAGAGAUGUCCUUUCAAACAGGAACAGGAGCCAGAGAACUUCUUACUCAGCUAGAGAUUCUACAGAAAAGCCAACUAGAGAGACAUCAAGGCAUGCUUUUGCAAAAUUGAAUCGUAAUGUACACAACAUACUUCCUUUGAACUCACACUAUCACCUUCAACCACAUCUUGCUGAUGAGUUGCGAUAUAGAGUAAAUCCUCAUAGUAGGCGCCAUCCAAGUAGAUCGAUGGCACUAGUUGAUCAUUUACUGUAGUAUGUUAGUGGUGCUGAAAUUUGUACUUAAUGUUUUUAUCUUAAUGGAGCUUUUAGUGCUUUAAUCUUCUUUCAUUUUAUUUCUUACACUUGCAUAAAAACAACAAAGAAUUUGUAUAAUCCUUAAAAGACAUCGCUACAUCAUGGCUAGAGGAAGCCUUCAAUGGGGCAGUUACCCUUACUUUUACUGUAAAAUUGUGCCAUAAACACCAAAUUGAAU
Molecule: messenger RNA, 2366 nt
Organism: Macrobrachium nipponense
Lineage: Eukaryota; Metazoa; Arthropoda; Malacostraca; Decapoda; Palaemonidae
Exons: 5
Coding region: 219-2147 (642 amino acids)
Source: RefSeq, a predicted model, not a curated record